UAAAUACAAAGUUUACAACAUGACAACAUAUUCGUCUCGUAUUCUACGUUCCUGUAGUGGUAAUACUUAUGGAUACUAGUAAGUUCAAUUUUUUUAUUUCUGCAGAAUCAAACUCAAAUCGAAAGGAGAAACAGAGGGCAGGUCCAGAGGGAUUUUUUGGUAUCCAUGCCAUCUUGGGUCGCAAGAUUUACUAAAUUGCCUCUCCAAAGAAAAGCCCCAAUGGACCAACCAAUGCAAGUGAAAUUGCUGAAGAAUAAAGAAAGGAGAGUGGUUGAAAUGGAGGAACUAUUGAAGUAUCAAUCCAAGUCGCAGACCCAAAAAAUCAAAGCACAAAUGAUCGGAGUUUUUGAAGAGCUUAUGACAUUUCACGUUCAACAAAACAUCCACAAAAAUAAAGAGAGAAUGGAUGAAGUUCUUCAAGAGCUUAUGACAUUCCAUGAUGAACAGAAAAUGAUAAUUAACAGAAGACAAAUGCGUGGAGUUUUCGCAGAGCUAAAGACAUUUCAUGAACAACGAAAGGCUGAAAAGACCAAGAAGCAAAUGCGUACAGUUUUAACAGAGAUAAUGAUGUUUCAUUCUCAGCAAAAGAUAAAGACGUCGAAGAAACUGAUGGCUAGAGUUUUUGCAGAGCUAACGACCUUUCAUGCUCAGCAAAGGACUAUGCAGAUCAAGGAGAAAAUGCGUCAAGUUUGUGCAGAACUUAUGGCAAUUCACGCUCAACGGGAAACACAAACACAAAAGAUGAUGAAAAGGAUGCAGUUAGUGUUUGCCGAGCUACUGCAAACUAACUCUCAAAGGAAAAAGUUGAAACUGUUGGAGGAGGAGGCGUACGAGGAGUUCGUCCCGAGAAAGCUGUUCUUCUUCAACAUCAUCAGUUUCAAGCAAACCGAUGAUGACCAUCUACGCCAGGGCCCGAGUUAUCCAGACUUAUCUAGCCCCGUUGCAUUAUCUAAACUUGCACCACCCCAAGAAUCCCUCGAUGCCAAGGCCGCUGUUGUUGAUGAUGAAAAUUACGACGAGGAAAUGGACAAAAUGGAGACUCAUUCAAAGAAAAAGAAAAAGGGUGGACUGAGGAAAAGAGUGUUCAGAUUUUUUGGAUUGAAAUAGACAUUGAACACCACUGUGCAUUAGAUUUAUUGUGUUGUUAAAUUUCUAUAUUGCAUGUCGGCUACCUCUGUAGCUUGCUUUUAAUGUCAACUUUUAAAAUACCCAAUUUAAAGUGGAUGUGAUGUCGAAUGUAGUUAAUUAAACUUA
This is a messenger RNA of Magallana angulata, 1254 nucleotides long. RefSeq lists its product as uncharacterized. The transcript has 13 exons. Bases 166 to 1107 code for a protein of 313 amino acids. The record is from RefSeq and is a predicted model, not a curated record. NCBI's taxonomy places the organism in Eukaryota, Metazoa, Mollusca, Bivalvia, Ostreida, Ostreidae.